This is a messenger RNA of Calypte anna (Anna's hummingbird), 1731 nucleotides long. RefSeq names its product potassium inwardly rectifying channel subfamily J member 13 (gene KCNJ13). Gene Ontology annotation, biological process: regulation of monoatomic ion transmembrane transport; potassium ion import across plasma membrane. Bases 61 to 1161 code for a protein of 366 amino acids. Lineage: Eukaryota; Metazoa; Chordata; Aves; Apodiformes; Trochilidae. The record is from RefSeq and is a predicted model, not a curated record. Gene Ontology annotation, cellular component: plasma membrane. Gene Ontology annotation, molecular function: inward rectifier potassium channel activity. The transcript is spliced from 3 exons.
UCCCUCUCCUGGACCAAGUAUUCCCCCUUCUCCUGCACACAAACCCUCCAAAGACUGGAGAUGCGAACAGAUACGACAGAGAGCAAUAACACCAAAGCCAGUGCCCCCCUCCUGACCCAAAGAUACAUGAGGAUGGUCACCAAGGAUGGACACAGCACAUUCCAGCUGGAUGGUGCCCAAAGAAAAGGUCUGGCCUAUCUCCGAGAUGUAUGGGGAAUACUAAUGGACAUGCGCUGGAGAUGGAUGAUGCUGGUCUUCUCUGCUUCUUUUGUCAUUCACUGGCUGGUCUUUGCAGUGCUUUGGUAUUUGCUGGCUGAGAUGAAUGGGGACCUGGAGCUGGACCAUGAUGCUCCACCCGACAACCACACUAUUUGUGUCAAGUACAUCACCAGUUUCACAGCUGCUUUCUCCUUCUCACUGGAGACACAACUGACCAUCGGCUAUGGCACCAUGUUCCCCAGCGGGGACUGUCCCAGUGCCAUCGCCCUGCUCGCAAUACAGAUGGUUCUGGGACUCAUGCUGGAAGCCUUCAUCACAGGUGCUUUUGUGGCAAAGAUUGCCCGGCCCAAGAACCGGGCCUUCUCCAUCCGCUUCACCCGCUCCGCCGUUGUGACACAUGCCGAGGGGAAGCCCUACCUCACCUUCCAGGUGGCCAACACACGCCCCAGCCCGCUGACCAGUGUCCAGAUCUCUGCUAUCCUCUACCAAGAGCAAGAGAACGGGCAGCUGCACCAAACUACUGUUGACUUUCACCUAGACAGUGUGACCUCGGAUGAGUGUCCUUUCUUCAUCUUCCCACUGACCUACUCCCACUCAAUCACUCCAUCCAGCCCUCUGGCUGCCCUCCUCCAGCGGGAAGCUGUUCACCAUUUUGAGCUGGUUGUCUUUUUAUCAGCUGUGCAGGAGGGCACUGGAGAAAUGUGUCAAAGGAGAACAUCCUACCUCCCCUCAGAGAUCAUGCUGUACCACCGCUUCGCCUCCGUGCUAGCCCGCAACGCCAAAGGUGAAUACCAGAUCAAGAUGGAGAAUUUUGACAAGACUAUUCCUGAGUUCCCAGCUGCAGCUGACUCAAAGAGUCCGAAAAGGACUGACAAGGAGAUCCGCAUCAAUGGACAGCACGCUGACAGCUUCCAGCUCUCUGAGACUGGCCUCACAGAAUAGAGAGAACAGACUUUGAACUGUGUGCUUUUUUAAUUGUUAUGACAUAAAACUUUCAGGUUCCAUUUACAACCUUCCUCCCUUGCCUGCCCUGCCACCUUCUAGUGAUCUUUCUCUUGUACUCCCAUCCUUUUGAUUACAAGACGAUAGGCAGAGGAAAGAGAACCGGUGUGCCCACUGUAAGCUGAGGAGAAACUGGAUUAACCACCCAGGACAAAGGCAGGUACAAGAAUCACAGAACUAAUUUUGGGAAAUUAGAAGAGCUGUCUGCUGAAUUCACCAGACUAUGAUUAAAGCUGCACUGACCCUGCAUGGAAAGGCCUUCAAAACUCCUAAAGCUGACAAAAAUCAUAAUUAACCAGCUUGCACAACUACAAAAAAGAAAAGUCUCAGUCAAAACCAAUAUGGAGAUGUUCACUAAAUGUAUUAUUUCUGGGAUAAGCAACUCUAUUCAUCCACAAUCCUAGAUUUUUCUGUUCUCCUAACUCCUUUGGGAUACAGGGGGUUACCAGUUUUCAGAUGGCUGAGUUCACUUAGAAAGUACUGCCAGUCUCUCAUGGCAGUGAAAAACAC